CCUUCAGCUCGCCCCUCGGCCCCACCCCUCCGUGUAGCCCCCGCCCACGACCCGCCUUCCGGACGGCGCGAGGGGGCGGAGCCGGGGGCGGGGCCGGCCUCACCCGGAAUGAAAACAAACGGCGGCCUCUGCCGCAUCCGGGCAUUUGGCUGGUCUCGGCUGGCUCGGUGGUGGCGCAGGAUGGCGCAGAAGAAAUAUCUUCAAGCAAAACUGACCCAGUUUCUAAGGGAAGACAGAAUUCAACUUUGGAAACCUCCAUAUACUGAAGAAAAUAAAGAAGUUGGUUUGGCCUUAAAGGACCUUGCUAAGAGGUACUCCGAGCGGCUAGAGUGCUGUGAAAAUGAAGUGGAAAACAUAAUAGAGGAAAUCCGAUGCAAAGCGAUUGAGCGCGGCACUGGGAAUGAACACUACCGCACAACUGGGAUUGCUACGAUUGAGGUGUUCCUGCCUCCAAGGCUCCGGAAAGAUAAGAAAAGCUUGUUGGAGACCCGCUUGCAUGUCACUGGUAGAGACCUGAGGAGUAAAAUAGCUGAAACCUUUGGAUUUCAAGAAAAUUACAUCAAGAUCGUAAUAAAUAAGAAACAGCUUCAACUAGGGAAAAGCCUUGAAGAGCAAGGAGUCACUCACAAUGUGAAGGCCAUGGUGUUGGAGCUGAAACAGUCUGAAGAGGAUGUGAGGAGAAACCUGCAGCUGGAGGAGGAGGAACAGAACGAGGCUGAGCAGAAGGAGAAACGCAUUCAGAGGACCAAAAGGGGACUGGAGAUCCUGGCCGAGAGAGCUGAGAUGGUGGUAGACCCGGAAACGACGCCUUACUUAGACAUUGCGAACCAGACUGGCAGGUCAAUCAGAAUUCCCCCUUCAGAAAGAAAAGCCCUAAUGUUAGCCAUGGGGUACCAUGAGAAGGGCAGGGCUUUCCUGAAAAGAAAAGAGUAUGGGAUAGCCUUGCCAUGCCUUCUGGACGCCGACAGAUACUUCUGUGAGUGCAAAGAGCUGCUGGACACUGUGGACAACUAUGCAGUCCUCCAGCUGGACAUCGUGUGGUGCUACUUCCGCCUGGAACAGCUGGAGUGCCUGGAUGAUGCAGAGAAAAAGCUGAACUUGGCCCAGAAGUGCUUUAAAAACUGUUACGGGGAGAAUCACCAGAGACUGGUCAACAUAAAAGGGAACUGUGGGAAAGAGAAGGUGUUGUUUUUAAGACUCUACUUGCUUCAGGGAAUCCGAAACUAUCACAGUGGAAAUGGAGAGGAGGCUCGGGAAUAUCUCAACAAGGCACGUCAGCUCUUUAAAGAGCUGUACAUCGACCCAUCGAAAGUUCACAACUUGUUACAGUUGGGGUUCACUGCCCAGGAAGCACGCCUGGGCCUGCGGGCCUGUGAUGGGAACGUGGACCACGCAGCCACUCACAUUUCCAACCGCAGAGAGGAGCUGGCCCAGAUACGGAAGGAAGAGAAGGAGAAGAGGAGACGCCGUCUGGAAAAUGUCAACACUUUGAGAGGAAUGGGCUACUCCACACAAGCUGCCAAACAAGCCCUUCACCAGGCCAGAGGCAACCUGGACGAUGCCCUGAAGAUUCUCCUCAGCAACCCCCACAUGUGGUGGUUACAGGAUUCAGACUCUGAGAACAACAGCCUGCAAGCAAGCCCUUCCCAAGAAAGCAUCGACCAGCUGGUGUACAUGGGCUUCGACACAGUGGUGGCCGAAGCUGCGCUGAGGGUGUUUGCAGGCAAUGUCCAGCUGGCAGCUCAGACCCUGGCACACCAUGGAGGAAGCCUCCCUCCUGACCUACAGUUCUCAGGAGAGGACUCCUCCUCCACCCCAUCCACAUCCCCGUCUGACUCCGCAGGGACUUCUAGUGCCUCCACAGAUGAAGACAUGGAGACAGAGGCUGUCAACGAAAUCCUGGAGGACAUUCCGGAGCACGAGGAGGACUACCUGGACUCCACGCUGGAGGAUGAAGAAGUCAUUAUUGCUGAAUACCUGUCCUACGUAGAAAGUAUCAGUUCUGCCACAAGACAACUGAACGGAAAUAAGUGCUACGUUUCUGAUAAAUUCUGUCGUUGUGAAUGGUUGAAUGCUUUGCGUUCCUUGCUUUUCAACGAUUUUGCUCUAAGUAGGCUUCCUCCUCAGGUACAGGGACCCAGCGCAGCAGAGAUGUCAGUCAGAGGACAGUCUAGGAGAAGGAAUUCUCCAGCCCAGCUCUGCUGCCCCCUCCUCUUCUAGGUCUGCACCCCUGACGGCCACUCUGCUGGCUUUCCAUCCAGUCCCGAAGGGCCUGGGACUAACUCUGUCUCCUGUCUUCUCCUCAGCUAGUCCUCCUGUGCACUCUUCCCACUGUCCGCUGCUGAAACUGCUCUCCUCUGCUAUGCGAGCUUCCCUCGGCACUCGC
This is a messenger RNA of Rattus rattus (black rat), 2386 nucleotides long. RefSeq names its product negative regulator of ubiquitin like proteins 1 (gene Nub1). NCBI's taxonomy places the organism in Eukaryota, Metazoa, Chordata, Mammalia, Rodentia, Muridae. Gene Ontology annotation, molecular function: protein binding. The record is from RefSeq and is a predicted model, not a curated record. Gene Ontology annotation, biological process: regulation of ubiquitin-dependent protein catabolic process.